UUAGCAAAGCAGAGAAGGCGGUCCUAGCUAAUAGAAACAAAUAUGCCUUCACUAGGAAGUAAACUGACUACCUGAUCCAGCAUAUUAACCUGCAUACAGCCUUCAACAAGGUGUCUUCUUUAUUCAGUAAGAAAUACCACAGACAUCAGUGACGGAUGCAAUACUUCAGUUUCUGACACAGAACAAGCUCUGCAAGUGGGAAGAACCUGUUUCAGCUGCUAACUUUUGCUUACGGAAGUCCAGAUGCUGGGAUUAUCCUGAGGUUGGUAGUAGAAGACACUACAAGAUAUAUAGCUAUUACUGUCAUUAUGAGGCAUGGAAGGAAGGAAGAAUCAGUAUGUACAAUUUAAAUAAGAAAACAAGGAUUUGCCAUUGUCACUGACUAUGGGGAACUGUUGUAGGAAACACUGCAGCUGUUGCGUGUCCCUCUGCUGUUCCACUGAAAACAAGACAAACAGCGAAAAAGGAGAUAACUACAAAGUAAGUGACACUGUUAUUGCGAAUCCCCGUGUGGAUGAGCCUCACAGAUUUAGUACUCCUGCAUAUUACAGUCCGAAUCCCCCAAAUGUAAAGAUAUCCUUACAAAAUGAGAGUAUCACAAGGGAGGUGUACGUGGCUUUAUAUGAUUACCAAGCAGCCAUCAAUGAGGAACUGAGUUUUUGUACCGGGGACCAGAUGCACAUACUGGAUUUUACUCAUGAGAGCUGGUGGAAAGCUAGAGCUUUGAUACCCCGGGGAAAGGCAGAAGGAUAUGUUCCAGCUAACUAUGUUGCUCCUGUCUGCAGCAUUAAAUCUAAACCGUGGUUCUUUAAUGACAUGAAACGAUUAGAAGCUGAAAAGCAGUUGACACUACCAGGCAACCAAUCAGGGACUUUUCUCAUCCGUGAAAGUGAGAGCCAAAAAGGGGACUAUUCUCUGUCUGUUUAUGACGGUAUCACUGUAAAACACUACAGAAUCAGAAAACUUGAUAAUGGAGGAUUUUAUAUAUCGCCAAGAAACAGAUUCAAAAAUUUGGAAGAACUUGUGGAAACGUAUAAAAAAUCGGAUAAUGGACUUUGCUGCAAGCUCCGAAAACCAUGCCUAAAGACAGAAGUUCCUUUGCCUCCGGAUUUGUGUUACCAAUAUGCAGAUCACUGGGAAAUUGACCGAAACUCUCUGAAGUUUUUGAAGAAGUUGGGACAGGGUCAGUUUGGUGAAGUUUGGGAAGGACUGUGGAACAAUACUAUAUCAGUGGCUAUUAAAACUUUAAAAACAGGAUCAAUGAAUCCACAGGACUUUUUAAGGGAGGCACAACUUAUGAAGAAACUCAGACAUCCAAAACUUAUCCAGCUAUAUGCAGUGUGCAGUCUGGAAGAACCAGUAUAUAUUAUUACAGAGCUUAUGAGACAUGGAAGCCUGCAUUCAUAUCUACAAAAUGAUAACGGGGAAUCAAUCAAAGUGCCCCAGCAGGUGGACAUGGGUGCUCAAGUGGCUUCAGGAAUGGCAUACCUGGAAACACAAAACUUCAUCCACAGAGAUUUAGCAGCCAGGAAUGUACUUGUUGGUGAAAACAGUGUUUACAAAGUAGCGGAUUUUGGACUUGCAAGAGUUUUUGAGGAUGAUGAUGUUUAUGAGUCCACAAAAGACACAAAGCUUCCUCUUAAAUGGACGGCACCAGAAGCAAUCCGACACAACAAAUUUAGUGUUAAAUCUGAUGUCUGGUCCUUUGGUAUCCUUCUUUUUGAAAUAGUAACGUAUGGAAAGAUGCCUUACCCUGGCUUGAAUGGAAGGCAGGCUUUAGAAAGACUGGAACAAGGGUACAGAAUCCCCAAACCUCUAAAUUGCCCCAAGGACCUGUAUAACAUCAUGUUGGAAUGUUGGAAUGAAAAGCCAGAGAGCCGGCCAACCUUUGAAACAUUACAGUGGAGGCUUGAAGAUUAUUUUGAAACAGACUCUUCAUCUUAUUUUGAUGCAAAUGCAUUUUCAAACCCUGGGUAAAAGGAAACUCAAUGAUACUUGAUUCAUAAGGUUGUGUUAUCGCUAAUAAUACUGAACAGCAAGAUUAAAAAAUAAAGGAUCAGUAAAAAUGAUCAGACCAUUUAAACAAUGAAGUAUAGUACAAUGAAAAUCAAUGUCAUUUCAAAAAUUAUUUAUAACUGGCACAUCACUACUUAAAGAAAUUGGUCACAUGACUAUAUCAUGGAUUUAAAUGACCGAUGUGAACAAAGUAGCAACAAAGUAUUCUGGAAUAAUGGUCCAAGUUUACAAAGUUCCCUGUGUAGGUAUUUCUUAUUUAGCGUUCUCAGUUACCCAAGCUUCCUAAAUAGAUGGGGAAACAAUAGCUAGAAUUUCUGUUGUAUUUUAUUGUCUAAACAACUUCUGCAAACUAUUCAUAUAAUGUAAAACAAAUCAUCUUAAGAACUGUAUUCUUACUUGGUAGGGUAGGGUAGAGUGGUCAUCACCUUUGCUGAGAACCUUGACUGCACUCAUGUCACCUAGAAUGAUUGAUUCCCUUACAUCUACAUAUCGAGAUGUGUCAUCUACACAUCUAGAAUCUAGAUGUGUCAGUCCAAACACUCAUAGGGAGUGGUUCUCUUUUGUCUACUUUGGUUUGGGAUAACCCUUAGGGAUGGCUCUUUGCAGUACUGCUGUGCCUUGUAAGUAAGAAAGACAGGCUGACAGGCAUUAAGAACUCAAACACCUCUCCUCCUUGCUUGAAUACAGAGACCAAUGCCAGCAGGCUGGCUUUGUGACCCUCUGUCAGUAAUUAAGUUGUAAGCUGAGAAAGAGAUGUUGCAGCCUGCGAGUAGUCCAGUCAGUACUUAGAGUCAAGUGGAUACAAGACAUACGUAAGAUAUGGGGGAGGGGAGUUUGAGGAAAUUAUGAGGCAGGACUUGCCCCUGAUCUACUAUCAGCCUGUGUGAGAAAUUUUAGAGCACCCUCCCAAUUAUAUUCAUAAUUAAUACUUUCAUUGUUAUUAUUUUAUAAAAAACACACACAUUGGCCCCUCAUAUAAAAAAAUAAAACACACUGACCCCAACAGGUAAAACAACAAACACAUUGGCUUCCCCAGGAAAAAGAAAACACACAGUUGCCCCAGCAUCCCCAGAAGGCUGACCUGUCAGUAGCACUGCAGAGAAAAAGAGCUCCCAGAGUUCCUCCCUGUGUCGGCAGGACUGUAUGAGGUUGCAUGUCUUAUUAUGUCAAGUUAAGAGAGGUGUUGAUCAGUCCGGGUCCUUGGCAGCGACCGUGCUCUACCCACUAAGGGGAGACACAGACGUUCAGCCGUUCACAGGAAUGGCCCUCAAACCAACCCUGGUAUGAAGAGAUUAUGUUGAUUAGGUGGGUUAUGGAUAAUGUCACUGGGAGGCAGAACGCUGAUGAUGAGUUAAUGACAAUUCCAAUGGUAGUUAAAGCUGAUAGGUGAUAAUGAUAAUGUUGGGGUUUAAUGACGGUGGGGUUAAAGAUAAUAAGGAUGCAAAACUGUCAUGAUUUUUAUUUUAAGAAACCUGUCUAUUUAGCAAAAGACACGUCUUUCACUUGUCACUAGAGGGAACCUUACUAGAUGCUCUCUUCAGGUGUCAUGGCUUUUUGGACACUAGGCUCAGGGAGCACUACUGUUGCUGCAGAGGACAGCCCCCUCUUUUUUAUUCACACAUGCAGCACAUCCAUUUGUGAUCCAUUGUUAUCUCAGCAAAUUGCCCUCCAUGCUGGUACUGCCGUUUCUGUAGAGAAGAAGAGUAUUUUAUACACAAGAAUGAGUCAACCGUUUGAAUGAAUAAGGUUAAUUAAAUACUUCAUGGUGUUUUGCUGUGUCCUAAAUCAUUACCCGAAACCUCAGUCUAGAAAUCCUGCGUUUGUGCAUGACCUUGCUGCAAAUUUUUAAAAAAUAUAUUUUCUUAUUAUUUGGAACCAACUACCACAAGUGUGGUUGAAAAAAUAUAACUGAGUGAGCGUGCCACUUUUAGAAAUAUUAAUGCACAAAUAAGGAUACCUACCUUAGCAGCAUUUUUAAGAAGUUAUAUAUACGGCUAGUGUGGUUAAGUGGUAUCAAGUGUAAAAUGAUCAAUUAUUUGCUGAGUAUGGUUAGGAGACCUGGAGGAACAUGGAUGGACUGAAGCGCUCUCAGUUGAAGGUGGGAUGAUGGGACUCACACAAGUGUUUUAACAGGAUUCACUUGACUUGCACCAGCACCCCCAGUAGAUAUUUCAUUUUGAAAAUGCCAGAAAACUCUACUCGUUUUGCUUUUCCAAGUAAUCAUUUUUAGUUACCUAUUUAUCAUUCUUCAACGUAUUUGACAUACAUACUGUAUAUUUCAUAAAGUCUUCCUUGCCUGAUUCUUACAGCAGCUGAGACAAGUAACAUUCAAUGAAGGAAAACUCGUACGACCACUAAAUCAGUAACGUUGCAGAAUUGUCUAAAUAGAUUCUAGAGUGGUAAACAUUACACCCUCUAAUCUUUUUAUUAUCUAUACAAUUAUAAAGUAUGUGCAUAUUACUGCAUAUUAUUAUUCUGUUUGUAUCCUGUGUCUGCAAAACUGUAGGCUGAUCUAUUUACAGAAUACCAUUAUGUUUAUGAAGGGGUUACUAUAGUUGUACAGCGGGUCUGUGUUUUUGUCUUUUAUGUAUCUGUUGGUUGUAUACUGUAUUUGCAGUGUACAUUUUUCAGUACUGAGUACUAAAUAUAAUAGAAUUAUCUAGGACUACUACAAUUUUUAUUCUAUUGCACCUACAGUAACAUGUCAUUA
Molecule: messenger RNA, 4726 nt
Organism: Pseudophryne corroboree (corroboree frog)
Lineage: Eukaryota; Metazoa; Chordata; Amphibia; Anura; Myobatrachidae
Gene: FRK
Product: fyn related Src family tyrosine kinase
Exons: 8
Coding region: 385-1977 (530 amino acids)
Biological process (GO): protein phosphorylation; cell differentiation; innate immune response
Cellular component (GO): extrinsic component of cytoplasmic side of plasma membrane
Molecular function (GO): signaling receptor binding; ATP binding; non-membrane spanning protein tyrosine kinase activity
Source: RefSeq, a predicted model, not a curated record